Messenger RNA from Owenia fusiformis, 3284 nucleotides. The record is from the annotation of a GenBank genome assembly. Lineage: Eukaryota; Metazoa; Annelida; Polychaeta; Sabellida; Oweniidae.
GAAGUAGGAACAAAGUCAAAACAAAUCAGUGAUUCAUCAAAAUUUCCGAUGUUUGUUCCUCCUUUUUAACACUUUGUUGAUGAAAUGUCUAGAAAUCGUAGACUGGAAAAGGUGCGUUCGUCAAAAAAGCAUUGUCAGGAAAAGUUCUCGUGUACCCAAGAAUUCGUUGAAGCAGAAUAUGAGUGUGAUGAAUGUGGCACAUAUCAAUGUAAAAAUUGUGAAAUUCAACUCCAUGGAUUGAAGAAAUUUUUAUUUCAUGAUAGAAAGAAAUUAACAACUCCAGAGGUUUCUUUGCUGUGCCAAAACACAUGUUCUGACAAAAAUUUUGCAGAUGUAACAUGUGAGAAAUGCAAUCUGAAUUUCUGUUUUGACUGCUUCACUAAAAUCCAUUCACAUGGAAAGAAAAAAUCGCACACACGAGUGCCAUUUAACCCUAGCAUGGAAACUUUAGAAGAAACUUUCAAGCUACCAUCAUUGCCGCCUUUAAGUGAGCCACUUGUUGAGUUUGAUAAUGAUAACUCAGGAGACUAUGUUACGAUGGCUGGAAAUUUGUCAACAUCGCCAAAAAAUAUUUCAACAUCGAAGGACGAUUCAUCCCACAGGCACGACCAACUGCCAAGCCCAAAAGAUGGUCAUUUCAUGAGUCCACAGGAGAAUCAUUUCAUGACCACAUCUACAAGAAGUGAUCAAUCAGAUGGUAGUCUCAGAAGUAUUCCUGAUGUUGCCACACUCGGUCUUGGAAACAGCAUACCAUUGGAUAGUCAUGAAAAUGAUGGUGUUUACAAGGACAGCACAAGUUUUCCCCUCAUCAAUGAAUUUGAAAAAAUCCAGGUGAAAAAUGAGCAGGAAUUCACAAAAGCUCUCGGAUGUAAAACUGAUGCAACCGUGAAAGUGCUUUCUAUAUUUGGCAAUACUGGUGAUGGCAAGUCACACACACUCAACCAUACAUUUUUUAGUGGUAUGGAAGUGUUCCUUACAUCUAAUGACCCAUCCUCCUGCACUGCUGGUGUCUGGGCAGCCUUAGACCCAAAAUUAGGUACCAUUAUUAUGGAUACUGAAGGUCUAUUAGGAACUACAAAAAAUCAAAAUCAACGAACGAGGCUUCUAUUGAAAAUCCUUGCAGUUAGUGAUAUAGUGAUUUACCGGACGAGAGCAGAUCGACUCCACAAUGACAUGUUUCAGUUCUUAGGAGAUGCCUCGUCUGCAUAUAUGAAACAUUUUAAGAAGGAACUUAAAGCUCUGUCAGAUCGGGGAAAAUUUGAAGGAACUCUGUCAACACUUGGGCCAGCUGUUGUAGUUUUUCAUGAAACUCAACAUACUGAUGUACUGAAGAAAGAAUCUGGAAAUGGAAAAAGAAAGUCAGGAAGAACUCCUGAAGAUUUACUGAAAGAUCGUUUCCACAAGUUAGAAAUGUCCAUUGAUGCAUUCAGUGGUAUUACUUAUGUUGGUACAAGGACAGUGAAACCUCCAACAAAGUUUGAAGGCUUGUUGAAGACUGUAAAGAGUCUAUUGCACAAUAACAGUGUUCGUUCCCCGAGAUCACCUGCAGUAAUAUUUAAAGCUUUGACGGUGCUGAAUGAGAAGUUUAAGGGUGACAUAGAGAAAUCUGUCCCUUGUAUGUUUCCUGACCAGUAUUUCACAUGCUCCUCCAGAUGUCUGUCUUGCAGUAUGCGAUGCAAUAACAGUAUGAACCACCUAGUGGAGAAAGUGCCACACAACUGUGAUUCUAAGUGCAUAUACCAACACCAGUAUGACAACCAGGUCUUUUCAUGUAGAGCAUGCCACAAUAAUGGCAAAGAGGUGAUUGUCGUACCAAAGACUGCAGCCUCAACUGACAACCAAUGGUUUGGUCUUGCCAAGUAUGCAUGGUCGGGGUAUGUCCUAGAAUGCAAAUAUUGUGGCAUCAUAUACAAGAGUAGACAGUAUUGGUAUGGUAAUAAAGACCCCAUAGACACAUGUGUCAGGACUGAGAUAGCCCAUGUUUGGCCUGGGAGCAACCCAGUGCUACAAGGCACACACAAUGCUGCAAGGAGACUGCUAGACGGAGUACAUUACAUCUCUAGCACAGUGAAGGAGGUCAGUGCAAAGCCCACUAAGAUGUUGACAAACUGGGUAACAGACCAGAUAGCUCCACCCUACUGGGUCCCCAAUUCUGAGUUGAAGGUCUGCAAAAAGUGUGAUAAGGACUUCACCACAGAUGAAUCCAAACACCAUUGUCGAGCCUGUGGAGAAGGGUUCUGUGAUGACUGCUCAAUGAAGAAAACCCCUGUUCCAGAACGAGGCUGGGGACCCGGACCAGUGCGAGUUUGUGAUGAAUGCUUUCGAAAAAGGCAGGAUCUAGCUGCAGAACACCUAGCACAACCUAGUGAACAGGCUGAGCGUGACCUGCGUGCAAGAAUAUAUGGUGAAGUGGUGGGUGGUGCAAUAGGAGCUGUUGCUGGGGUUGUGGAAUACCCUCUAGAAUAUCUAAAGGAUUCAGCUAAGCCAGCGUAUUGGGUGGCUGAUAAUGACAUCACCAAUUGUUGUGUGUGUAAAACCAAGUUCACGCCCAAACUGACUAAACACCAUUGUCGAGCUUGCGGGGACGGUGUCUGUAGCGACUGCUCUCCAGAACUCAGGGAAGUUCCAUCUCGGGGCUGGGACUAUCCUGUUAGAGUUUGUAACGCAUGUUAUAAACAGGAUGGCGUAUUGUGAAUAGACAGAAGAGCUAUUAGAUAUGAUGUUUACACUGAGAGAAUAUUCUAGUUUUGAGGCAUAUCAUAUUUAUCCACUGGGGAAAUUUAUCAGUCAAUAUCAGCAUAGAUUUACCAAAAAACAUAGAAUGUACUUCAGAUCAUGUAACAUUGUUAAUUAACAAAUAACAAAUAUAUGAAAUAAUGAGGAUAUGACUUAAAAUAGCCUGUAGUAUUGCAACUUGAAGGCAAAGUUUACUAUAGAAAGAUGUGAAUCAAAUGUUAGCUCCCAGUGAUGAUGUUAAGUUCAUUCAUCACAAAAAUGGUAUAUGUGAUGUACGUGAAAACUGUUUACAGAUUAUGGAAUUUAUUAGAAUAUAUUAUUAUAAUUUUCUAUGCUUGUAUAACGAGAAUUUUUUAAGUUCUUUGGAGAAUGAAAAUCACAACUUAUAUUUGCAUUAGCGUACAGUUGGCCUGGAGGCUUAACAACGAACUUAAUAUAAGAUUAAUAUUGUAUAAUGUAGCCUUGCCCAAGUGGGAAUUAUUUUUUAUUUAUCUUGAUUCUCAAUUAUGUACUGCCGUAAAAAAUCUUUAAAAAAAAUAUAAAGAUAC